CAUGUUCGGCGGCAAGAAGUACUAUGGCCUUACGGGCACUAAUCUGAAUAUCGCAGUCGGUAUCAUUGCCGGUCUCGAUUUCCUACUAUUUGGUUAUGACCAAGGCAAGCAUUAUUCUUACAUACAAUUGACUCGAUCAAUCAUGCUGACCGACUAUCANGGUGUUAUGGGUGGUCUGCUCACUCUCAAGUCUUUCAACCGCACCUUCCCCGAAAUCAAUGUCGACUACCCUCCGCGUGGCCAGUCUAGCGCAUACACCUCGACCAUCCAAGGCAUUUCAGUAGCCUCCUACAACCUGGGAUGCUUUGUUGGUGCACUGGCUACGAUCUGGAUUGGCGACUGGCUUGGACGUCGCAAGACAAUCUUCCUGGGAUCCGCCAUCAUGGUCAUUGGUGCCACGCUACAAACAUCUGCUUUUGCUCUUGCACACUUGAUCGUUGGAAGAGUUAUCACAGGAAUUGGUAAUGGCAUGAAUACAUCUACUGUGCCGGCAUGGCAGAGCGAAUGUUCGAAAUCGCAUCGUCGUGGUCAAAUGGUGAUGAUCGAGGGCGCCCUUAUCACUGGAGGUGUCAUGAUGUCCUACUGGAUUGAUUUCGGCUUUUCCUACCUCGAGCCGUCAACAGUGUCCUGGCGCUUCCCUAUCGCUCUCCAAAUCUUGUUCGCCCUUAUUAUCCUCAUGUUUAUCUUGGGUUUACCUGAAUCACCACGUUGGCUCAUCAUGAAAGGACACGAGUCCGAGGCCAUGGAAGUGCUCUGCGCCCUGAAUGACAAGUCCGAAGAAGAUCCCUACAUUGUUUCCGAGUUUGCCGCCAUUAAGGACUCCGCUUUGGUCAUGCAACAAGGCGGUUUCAGGGAUCUUUUCACUAUGGACGAGGACCGAAACUUCCACCGUGUCGUUCUGGCUUACGUCAAUCAGAUGUUCCAACAGAUCUCUGGUAUCAACCUUAUCACCUACUACGCCGCCAACAUCUACAGAAACAGCAUUGGACUUUCUGACUUCCUCGCACGUAUCUUGGCAGCUGCCAACGGAACCGAGUACUUCGCUGCUUCCUGGAUCGCUGUCUUCACAAUCGAGAAAUUUGGACGUCGCCAACUCAUGAUCUUCGGUGCUGCAGGCCAGGCCGCAUCCAUGGCCAUCCUCGCCGGCACCACUUCGCACACAUCAUCCGCUACUGGUAUCACUGCUGCUGUCUUCCUAUUCGUCUUUAACACCUUCUUUGCCAUCGGUUGGCUGGGCAUGACUUGGCUGUAUCCUGCUAAUUUGCUUUCCAGCAUGGUCGUCAUGAUUACCCCUGUCGCAUUCGAUACCAUUGGAUACCAGACUUACAUCAUUUUUGCUGUCAUCAAUGCAUUCAUCGUCCCUUGCGUCUAUUUCUUCUAUCCCGAAACCCGACUUCGCUCCCUCGAAGAGAUGGACGAAAUCUUCCGCAACUCAACCUCCGUCUUCAAUGUUGUCAAGGUUGCCCGCGAUACACCCAACCGCUACGGCAAGUCAGGUGAACUUCUCAUCAACUACCUCGAUACCGAAGCCGCAGCUGGCGCCGACAGACGUCGCAGCUCGCUGGUCGAGCCCAAGUACGGCAAGACCGGUGGCAAGGCCGAUGGUGAGCAGGUCGAGAGAUUGGAGACUGGUUACGGAUCCAGCUCGGCAGGUUCGCAGAACGAGAAGGUA
Messenger RNA from Aureobasidium musti, 1672 nucleotides. NCBI's taxonomy places the organism in Eukaryota, Fungi, Ascomycota, Dothideomycetes, Dothideales, Saccotheciaceae. The record is from the annotation of a GenBank genome assembly.